GAUGUUUGCUUGACUUCCUAUUCACCUUCACCUUCACCUUCAUCAGCAUACAAGCAAAAAGUGAAUAGAUUGUUACCUGAUCUUUUCAUUCGGGCCUUACACUUAUCAUAGAUUUUUUGUAAUUUAUCCCUUUGUCAAAUCAAAAUUUUCCUCAACAUGAAUUGAUGUCUUUCUGUACUCAACAUCUGCUGUAUUCGAUAGGUUCUAAGAUAAAGAUAAUUUCGAAUACAAAAGGAGUCUCCCCAUAAAUUCUUUUUCUUAUAUUACACUCAUACUUGGCAAUCAGAAACCAUGUCUUUUGCUUCCGAAAAACGAAAUGCAAGUCGUGCUAGUUCUUAUACUUUUUCUCCAAAGGUAUCUCAAAUACCUGAAGCUCCUUCUCCAGUUCUUCCGCCAAACAUCCAUCCAACAACUUUCUGCGCCAUUGGUGCUCAUGCCUGCGAUCUCGACAUCCUCUCCCGCCUCCACACUCAAACCGUGCGAGCCAUGGGCCGCGACGUUUCCCGCGAGGAAUUCUAUCUCCGUAUGGAAGGACGUCCUGCCAGAAGUCUCGUCCCCAUUUCUCCCCAUUCAAGCAUCAAUCCAUUUUCAUCUUCCAAUACCAAAAUCAAUCCUGGAUAUCAAACAUCUGGGAAAUCUGGAACGGAAGGUGGUGGUGCUGGGUCUAGAAGUAAUAGUUUCAGAAGUGGUGUUAGUACAAUGGAGGAAAUAGAGCCAGAUCAAAAAUUCAGAGAAUUUGUAGCACGAUGUGUGGGGAUUACACCACGGGCUUUGUUUAUGGGAGUUGGAGCUACAGAGAGGGCCGAUAGAAAGGUAGGGAGGGGACCAGGAUUGACGGCUAAGGAAGAAGAGGAAAAAGGGGUUUACGAGAAAGUUGAUUGGGGAGAUGGGAUUUCUGAGUUUGAUGCAUGGGUCGACAUGGUAUGCAAAGAGGUCCUGGCUAUGAGAAGAAGGCUCGAUGCUUCAAAAGGCUGAAUUCAAAUUUGGUGAACGAAUGAGUUAGAGGACUUUUGAUGGAAUGGAUUGGUACCGUGUAUCUGUUACAUCAGUUUUAUUGAAGGCAACUAGUAUCUUGAAGUGUAUCGUCGGUUGUGUUUAUCACUCGAUCCAUCGACUCUGCCCAUUAACACUGUUAUUGAAAUUGGGGUGGGAGAUGUAUCGCUGGAAAACAGGAGAUGCAGAUUGGGAGAGUUUUCUCUUGCUAUAGUUGCUUCCAUGACGAAGAUCUCCACACUCGCAUAGAUUUAGAGCCAGCUGUACUUCAACAAAUAACUACUGGCGGGUAAUAUAAUAACAAUAGCA
Botrytis cinerea B05.10 is the source of this 1302-nucleotide messenger RNA. RefSeq lists its product as hypothetical. NCBI's taxonomy places the organism in Eukaryota, Fungi, Ascomycota, Leotiomycetes, Helotiales, Sclerotiniaceae. The record is from RefSeq and is a predicted model, not a curated record. The transcript has 3 exons. The coding region runs from base 292 to 975 and encodes 227 amino acids.